Molecule: messenger RNA, 1050 nt
Organism: Diversispora eburnea
Lineage: Eukaryota; Fungi; Glomeromycota; Glomeromycetes; Diversisporales; Diversisporaceae
Source: the annotation of a GenBank genome assembly
AUGCAAAAACAAACCAUUACCACACAGAAUACACCUUCUAAAGAAGAAAUGUCGUCCCCUUUAUCCGAGAAUAACUUUGAAAAUUCGAAACAAAAGUUCUGUAUUAAUAAUUCUGAACAGAUAGACUCGCGAUGUGAUGAUACUCCAACGUCUGAAAUAUCCGAUAAUUCUUCAAAUUCUGAUAUUUAUAAGGAGUCUUUGACUCGAUGCUCUACAUCACCUAUAUAUCGAGAGGUACUCUCAGAUGCGAAAACAUUCUCACGAAGUGAGACUCCUCAGGAAGAAAAGCGAUUGCCUCUUAAUCAUAAUGAAAAUCCGAAUACUCCAGAAAUGAAGAUUCCUUAUUCCGAGCCCAAAUCUACUAAUCUAUUACCCAAUCAAAAAAUUCCCUAUAAUCAAAAAGUGGAACGAGGUUUGAGACACGAGCUAUUUGUUUGCAUUACAGACAAUAAUAGUAAAGGUAAUAAAAUAGUUGAUAUUCAGAUUCCCGAAUUCUCUUUAGAAACCAUUUUAACUGGAUCUAGUAAAGUUACAUCACAAAAUAUAGUUGAUCUAUUUAGGGUAGCAAUGAAGGUUCGACAAAAGGAAAGUUUGUGCUGGUAUUGUUAUUAUAAAGCAUACGAAAAUCGAGUCAGUGAUGUUAAGUCUGUGAAUAAUAUUGAUGUCCAAUCGGCAAGGACAUUAGUAUAUAAUGAAAUCAAAUCACUUCUUCCAGAUAUUACCGAUGUGAACUUGCGUAAAAUAACCUCAAGAGCUAAAAAAGUCUAUAUAUUAUACGAAGGAAUAGGAAUAGAUAAAAUUGGUCAAGUAACUUAUAGUGCAAGUGCUAUUUCAAGCCUAAAAGAUAUUCAAAUUCAAAAUAUUAUAAAUGAUUUUUCCAAGAAAUCGACUGAUAUGAAUCGCCAGGCACAGAGUACCAUUUCUUCCGAAAUAAAAGUGAUCGGCGUGACAAAUUGUCACGCGCAUAUGUCAAGUUCAACUGAUUUGUCAAAUACUAAGCGUACAUGUAAUACAUUGGCUAAAGAAUUUUUUAUUUCUAUCACCCAAUAG